AUGAGGCAACUACAGUUGCUCCUGAUCGGGGCAGUGCUGCUAUUGAUCAUGGCGACGCUACUGACCGUGCACGGUGAACCGAUCAAGUCGGGUCACCAUGGUCACGGUCACGGUCACGAUCACCAUCAUCAUCAGAUACAUCAUCACCACAAGAAGAAGCACGGGAGCCAUCAUCAUCACAACAUGGUGUACGGGUUUGGCGAUCCGUUCGAGUCGAAUGGACGGUGGCUGCAGGACGAGAACAGCGAAUGCAACUGCGACGUGAUCGUGCAGAAGAUGAAGAAACUACGCGAGAAGGUGCUGACCGUGGUGAGUUCGUUUGAUAAGCUGCUAAAGGUACAGGUUGAUCUGCGCAACAUUAAGAAUAUGCUGAGGAACAUUGACCUGAGCUUGACCACGCUGGGAGGUUUCGUUUCGAGCAGCGAGAGUCAGAUCGCUUUCCUCGAGCAUCAAACGCAUUCAAUUUCACUCAAGCUGAGUCGAGCAAAGGCUGGUAUAGUGCAGCUGAUAACGAAAGAAAAUCUGGUGGAGGCUUUGGGACCGAUCAAAUCGUCUACCGAUGCACCACCGCUAGAGGAGCUUGACGAAAUCGUGUACAGCUCGUGUCAGGAUCGCCGAAUUGUCAAGACGGGCGUGUACAAGGUGUACGUAAAUAUCACCAAGAGUAUGUACGUGCUGUGUAGUCUGGACUUUGGUCAGAAUGCUUGGACGGUGAUACAGAAUCGCUACGAUGGGUCGGAAACAUUCUUCCGCCCGUGGAAACAUUAUCAGCUUGGCUUUGGGUACUACGGGUAUGGCGAGUAUUGGCUUGGUCUGGAAAACAUCUACACGAUGAUGUCGGGUCGGGAGUACGAGCUGCUAAUACUGAUGGAAGACUUUGAUGGUAAGUUUGCGUACGCCAAGUACAAGUACUUCCGCAUCGAGGGCGAAAAGGACGAUUACAAGCUGGCCAAGCUGCACGGUUACAUUGGCAACGCGGGCAAUUCGCUGCAGGAUGCUGAGGGUAUGAAGUUCUCCACAUACGAUCGGGAUAAUGACAAGUCGCAGACCAACUGUGCGCAGGAGAAUCACGGUGGUUGGUGGUAUAGGGCGUGCGGUGACAGCAACCUGAACGGUGCGUACCGGAAGGAGUACUCGCACGAUCUGACCGGUAUGUUCUGGAAGGAGUUCCGCGGCUUGAACUACAGUUUGAAGCGGUCUCGUAUUAUGAUCAGGAACAAAAAGGAGCAUCAGCACCACCAUAAACCGCACUACCAGCAUCAUGGGUACCACCGAAUAGACGUGGAGGAUGGUGAGGAAGAGGUGGAUGAAGAAGAGGAGUACGAGCCUUAUUUUGAGGCUGAGUUUUAG
Molecule: messenger RNA, 1350 nt
Organism: Anopheles maculipalpis
Lineage: Eukaryota; Metazoa; Arthropoda; Insecta; Diptera; Culicidae
Product: fibrinogen-like protein 1
Exons: 3
Coding region: 1-1350 (449 amino acids)
Source: RefSeq, a predicted model, not a curated record